AUGGCAGAUCUCAUUGCUGCAGAGAGAGAACUUCUGAAUGAGCUGAGUGAUUUCAUUGACAUGGAGGAAACCAAUCUAAGGAACCUGAAAAGAGUUCUGGAGUUUUUUGCUGUUUCGGAUCGGCUCCCUGAAGAUCCAGAGACACAUAAAUGGUUCCGUGAGAAAUACGUAAGAUUUCCUCAGCAGGAGGAUUUAGAUGGAGCUGCAUUAGGAAUCAUAAGAGUGCAGGAGAUAUAUGGUCUUUAUCCAGAGGAUCUCACUGGAGGCAGUCUGACCGGAAUACCAUCACCCUUAGGCCCAGACGAAGCCUUUCACAUAGCACAAGAGGCAUAUCAACACAGAAGGUUCCAGCUUGCCUUUCUCUGGGCAUCAGAGAGCCUCACACAAGUGGAGAAAGGUGUAGAAGCCGACGUCAUGGAAACUACGUUGCUUGAGUAUCUGGCCUCCUCAUCCUGGCAUUUUGGGGAUUUUAAUGAAGCAGUCUUUUUCCACCAGCAGUUACUGCAGCAUGAUCCGAUGAAUGUGACUGUCAGAGAACAACUCUCACAGUGUGAAACUAAGCUCCUUUCUGAGCCGUCCGCGUUCAUAACCAGUCUUGAGAAGUCGUCAGAUCCCUACAUGGCUCUUUGCAGAGGAGAAGGAAUCAAAAUGACUCCCCAAAGACAGGGGGCGCUGUUCUGCAGAUACAGCACUGGUGGAGGGAACCCUAGACUGAUGUGUGCCCCAGUGAAGGAGGAGGACGAGUGGGACAAUCCACCAAUCAAAAGAUAUCGUGACAUCAUAUCUGAGAGAGAAAUGGAGAUCCUGAGUGCUUGGCUUCAUGAUCAUGAGGAUCCAGUAGUUGCUAGUGUCAAUCAAAGGAUUGCAGACAUCACUGGACUGUACCUGAAAAAUGCCGAAACUUUUCAGGUUGCAAAUUAUGGACUUGGAGGACAGUAUGAACCUCACUUAGAUGCUCUGGUAAGAUUUCCUGUGCCGGGAAGUUUUGAUGAAAAGGCUGGAAACAGAAUUGCUACUGUCUUAAUUUAUCUGAGUGAUGUACAGUAUGGCGGGGCUACAGUCUUUCCUGUCGCUGGGGUAGCAGUGCAACCUCAGAAGGGCUCAGCUGUGUUUUGGUACAAUCUCCUGAGGAACGGGCAGAGGGAUAAUAACACACGGCAUGCAGGAUGUCCAGUCCUCAUUGGCAGCAAGUGGAUCGCCAACAAAUGGAUUCGUGAGAGAGGACAGGAGUUCAGGAGAUGCUGCUCCUUAUAUGAGUCUGAGUAG
Molecule: messenger RNA, 1266 nt
Organism: Chanos chanos (milkfish)
Lineage: Eukaryota; Metazoa; Chordata; Actinopteri; Gonorynchiformes; Chanidae
Product: prolyl 4-hydroxylase subunit alpha-1-like
Exons: 12
Coding region: 1-1266 (421 amino acids)
Biological process (GO): peptidyl-proline hydroxylation to 4-hydroxy-L-proline
Cellular component (GO): endoplasmic reticulum
Molecular function (GO): iron ion binding; procollagen-proline 4-dioxygenase activity; L-ascorbic acid binding
Source: RefSeq, a predicted model, not a curated record